Messenger RNA from Engraulis encrasicolus (European anchovy), 2769 nucleotides. RefSeq names its product WD repeat containing planar cell polarity effector (gene wdpcp). Lineage: Eukaryota; Metazoa; Chordata; Actinopteri; Clupeiformes; Engraulidae. Gene Ontology annotation, cellular component: axonemal basal plate. The record is from RefSeq and is a predicted model, not a curated record. Gene Ontology annotation, molecular function: protein binding. Gene Ontology annotation, biological process: nervous system development; cilium organization; establishment of protein localization. The transcript has 19 exons. Bases 88 to 2496 code for a protein of 802 amino acids.
GAAAACACACUCACAUUGGACUCCUCAAUCCCUGCACAUGCUAACGCUAACCUAGCCAGGUUUACUAAUGAACAGUGGGAAGUGAUAAUGGACUCGUUACAAAAAUUCAACCAACCGAUCAAUGUUGAUGAUUACCUGAACUAUAUCACAAACUCACCGAUCCUGGUUCAGCCUGGGGUUCCUCAGGCCCAUGAGAUGGCAUCACUCCUGGCUGAGCUGUUGCUGUGGUCGUCCCGGAGCACCUUAGACGUCCAGGACAACGACAUUGGCACAUACCAGUUCUACGAUAAAGGAGAGCCAGCUCCCCUGACAGCUCACCAUUACUUCAAUGAGAAGCAACAGUUUUCGGAGGGUCGUGGCUACCCGUGGUCUCUCAAGAAUCGAAGGCCAGAGAAGCUCCGUGACUCCCUCAAGGAACUUGAGGAGCUGCUGCAGAGUACGCCCGUCGUCUGCUCCCGAUGGAGGACCAAGCAGUGCUGUCAGCUGUUGCUAAGUUCUGGCGUGCUGGCCAGUGUGUGUGUGUCCGGGGGCCAGUGUGAGCGCGUCAGCAUAGACAGAACCCUGCUGGGUCGUCUGCCUGCAGAAACCAUCAGCCACGCCGUGAUGACUGACAGGCUGCUGCUGCUGUGCUUCGUGGAGAAGGCCCAGGUGUGCCUGGUGCAUGUGGGCUGGAAAGGCCAGAGCUCCCCAGACCCCAGCCAGCGCCACCCGGACAAGCUCUCCCCCUCGGACAUCAAGAUCUCCAGCGUGGCGCUGCCCGGUGGCGGUGGGCGUCGCGUGGGGCGGCGCGUGGGCCUGAGCCGCUCGCAGGACGUGGGGGUGGUGUGGUGGCCGGCCCCCAGGGAGGAGGAGGCCCGGCCCUGGUCCCCGCUCCCCAGCCACGCCGAGCGGGCCAACCUGGUGCUGCUCAGCUGCUCCGAACCACCAGGACUCAAGGUACUGAGCUGUAUUCGUACCCAGGGAGACCUGCUGGACUGCAGCUUCAGCGUGACGCAGCCCUACCAGCUCCUGACGGUGGAGGUCCCCCCCGACACCGACGCCCCCUCCUCUCCGUCCAGCCCCCCCUGCGCCACCGCCACCGUCACCGCCCUCUGCUCCGUGUACGAGAGCGCCCGCGGCCGCCUGCAGCGCCUCUCCGCCCAGCCCCUCCCCCUCUCCUCCCCGCCAAUCAGCUGCGCCCGUGACCCCUCCGAGACCCGCCUCCUGUUGGGCCUGAGCGACUCCUCAUUGGUGCUCCACGACUGGGGGCGGGAACAAAGCCAACGCCAGCAGCAGCAGCAGCAAGCCCCGCAAGGUCAACAACAGCCAGGCCCGGGCCAACUGCAGCAGGGUGUGUCGAUGCGUGUCCACUGCCCCAUGCUGCCCAGCCUGUGUGCCUGGCACCCCGGGGGGGGCCUGGUGGUGGUGGGCGGGAGCCAGGGGGAGCUGCAGUGCUUCGACCUGGGCCUGGCCCCCCUGCCCCUCAGGCUGCUGGCCGAGGAGCUGCCCUGGCCGCCCAAGGGCCCCACCCUGCAGCUGUGUCGGCACCUGAGGGACCCCGGGGGUUUGGUGGGGCUGCAGUGGGCCGCACAGGCACUGUGGGGGGGCCAGGGAGGAGGAGGAGGAGCAGGAGGAGGAGGAGGAGAGGGGGGGGUGAUGGAGGUCCACGAUGUGCUGAUGCUCAACUUCCACGGCGGGCCCCUGGCUGCUCUCAGGCUUAGACUGGGUGCGCUGACGGGGGGCCAGGUGGGGCCGGUGGAGUUGGUCCAGGAGCGUCUGCGUCAGGGGCAGGUGGAGGAGGCGCUGGGCAUCCUGGCAGCGCUGGACUGGAGCACCAUGGGGGCCGAGAGCUACCGCGCCCUCAGUGCUGUCACAGAGCACCUGCUGAGGCUGCCACUAGACGCCCAGCACGAGGCCCAGUUGGAGGCAGCACUGGGCGUGUUCUACUCUCCGUCGCGGCCCAUGUCGGACACGGUGAUCCUGGAGUUCCGCGAUCCCAUCAGCAGAUACGCCCGACGAUUCUUCCAUCACCUGCUCAGGCACCAGCGCUUUGAAAAGGCCUUCCUGCUGGCGGUGGACAUUGGGGCCAGGGACCUUUUUAUGGACAUCCAUUAUGUAGCGCGCGAUAAGGGGGAAUUGGUGCUGGCGGACGUGGCCAGGAAGAAGGCUAAUGAAAUGGAUGCAGAGUCGCCCACGUCUGACUGGGAGGGUCAUCCGUCUGUGUUGGGCGUCAGGGCCGGAGCGUCUGGACAGACGGACGGACGGCAGGAUGGAGGGACGGAGCGCAGAGCAGGCCUGGAGGGGCGGGGUCAAGCCCUGACACGCAGAACAUCACAAGACAGACCGCCAUCAUCUGGUGCUGUCGGGAGGUCAAAGGUGAACAAGGCCCUGGAGGUGGAGUUUAUUAGCAAGCAGACCUGGCCAUGGACACACACAGAAAUUAAUCUUGUUGACCAAAAUGAUCAGGAUACGGAGGACACUGGGACACUCAAGGUUAUUCACUUUGGAUUAGUAUGAGUGCAAACUUUCCCUGUCUACAUGUUAACACACGCUGAGGCAUCAGACACAAGCAUGGAGUGGGUUCUCAAGGCGCUCUAUUGACAAAGGGAGAGACAGAUGAAGACUGUGUAUCUAAUAGGAUCAUGUAUUGCAAACACUGUUUAUAAAUAAUAUGGAAACUGAAUCUGUGUGCUGAAAAAGGGAAACAUAUUGUGCUUUUAUACUUGUAUGUGGUGACCUCUUGACAACUACGCAUGUAUAAAAUAAUAAAUCUAUAUUUUGCUAUGCCGU